Messenger RNA from Exophiala viscosa, 1315 nucleotides. RefSeq lists its product as uncharacterized. NCBI's taxonomy places the organism in Eukaryota, Fungi, Ascomycota, Eurotiomycetes, Chaetothyriales, Herpotrichiellaceae. The record is from RefSeq and is a predicted model, not a curated record. Bases 241 to 1092 code for a protein of 283 amino acids. The transcript has a single exon.
CCUCCAUUCCCGGAACGCAGAUGAUUUACAAGAUAUUGAACAUCAACCUCGACCGACUUGCAUUUGUUUGGAUCCGGUCGCAACUUCUUUUCCUGCAAACACUAUCUUUACUAUCUCUAGACACGUCGGCGGCGACCAACAUUCGUUUCUCGUGCACGAGGCAGAAGUCAGCCAGUUCGGCUGAUUGCUAUCAUCGGCAACACGGAGGCGUUAACAAUCGCCCACGAUCUGAGGGAGCAAAUGUCGACAUUACAUCUUCUAGCACUGCCGAGCGAGAUCCGCAAUCACAUCUGGGAGUUGGCAUUCGGAAAUCAACAUGUUGUACCGACACCCAAAGCGCUGAGGGUCUAUCAGUUGGGUUGCCAAGCGUGCGAGUCCUCCCGUGGUCAUCGUCGUUUGGACAAGACAUGGCAAGACAUCUUUCGUCCACUGUUGACCUGCAAACAAAUCUUCCAUGAAGCGAUCAAUAUCCUACUGUCGUCCACUACCAUACAUCUCGGAGAUGGCAUAAAUGGACUGGAUGACCUAACCUGUCCAGGAGGCCCUGUGCCCUCUAUUAACCACAAGAUCCGGCGCCUUGUCUUAUGGGUUCAUAUUCAGGACGACAAUCGGUAUCAUUGGCGGGCAGGAAUUGAGCACGUCGGCGUAGCACUUUCCAAUUUUCAGGAGCUUGUCGUCCAGGCACACAUGCGGCCACCAGACAGCUACGAGAGACUGACCGACGCUAUUGCUCUAGCCACUCCGAUCGUACGACUCAGUACCCGUAAACCUAAUUUGAAGGUCACCUUGCAUUUCGAUUAUGCAUACCACGAAGUCAUGUUUGACAGUCCCUACCUGGGAGAGAUUACAACACACGAUUCUCUCGAACAACAUGAGCUGGUCCUGCGAGAUCUAAUUGAGGAUGACGCAUUCGUCGAGGCCGCGCUGUCCAAGGAAGAUGAUGAACAAGCUCUCACUGCGGCGUUACUUAGGGUUGCUCGAGCACAUGAACAGCCGUGGUUCGAAAAGUUGAAUAGAAGAAGACAAGAGAGGCUGAGAUCAAGGGAACAGAUGGAAGCAAUGGAGGCCUCUGGCACUUUCUCUCCCGUAUGAGUAUAAGCUCAUUUUGAAGAAACUGAAGCACUUGACCGGCAAUCGUGUCUUCACUUGACCACUCCCUUUGUCGUUACACAGGGGCGACCUGGAUGGGAACGCCCACAGGACCGGCGUGAGAUCAUGCCUCUGAAGACGCGCAAAGUCUCUCACGAUGUGGUGAACUCCUCCUGGACUCCAGAACCUGCCCAAACAUGUGCAAACAGUUCUAUGAAAAUACAAC